Molecule: messenger RNA, 2792 nt
Organism: Neurospora crassa OR74A
Lineage: Eukaryota; Fungi; Ascomycota; Sordariomycetes; Sordariales; Sordariaceae
Gene: pin-c
Product: heterokaryon incompatibility protein
Exons: 2
Coding region: 40-2694 (884 amino acids)
Source: RefSeq, a predicted model, not a curated record
CCACUCAGUGCGCAGUGUGUGUCAAAGCCUAGGUAGACAAUGACCCCCAGACUCUGCGCCUACUGUUCCCACGUCCCUUACUGGCUUGCUUCCCUACCUUGGCCGACAACAAAAUCUAAAUCGGAAUCGCACUGGAGAUGGGGUGUAGACCCGGUUAUUACUCUUGGUACUUGGAGGUGGAUGGAAGCGCAGGCGGCGAUAGUGCAGGCGGCGAUGGCUGCUGAAGCUGAAGCGAGGAAAGAAGUAAUGAAGGAAGCAGCAGGGAAAGUGGCAAGGGAAGUAUCAGGCGAAGAAGAAGCAGGUGCAGGUAGGACCCAAACAGAUUACCUGUACCAGGAAGCGAAUCGGAUGAAGGGAGGAAAGAACGCAAGUGGAGAGAAUGGGGGAAACGGAAAAAGCGAAGGUGGGGGAGGGCAAGAAGGGCGAGGAGGGGGAAGAGGGGGGGAAAGACAAGAAGCGGGAGAAAGACAAGAAGCGGGUGGUGGCGAAAGGAGGAAAGAAAAAAACUACAGACAAGAAAAAAUGGAGGGAGGAUGCCACCUCUGCCUCUUGAUCACCAAAUACACCGACCGCGCGUCCCGCGUAACCAAUAUCUCAAGACCAUAUUACCUGCCACCGGUAAUGAAUCCGCGGACUGACGAGUGGGCGGCAGACGUGCCGCUUGUUUUUGGGCGGAGGGGAAUUUGGAGGCCGGGUAGCGAGAGGAAAGAGGAUGGGACGAGGGACAAGUGGGAUUGGAGGAUAGAGUGUCUGAAUAAUAGGGAAUUGUUUGGGGCGGAUUUGGUCAAGGUGCCGGGGAGUUGGUGUCCCAAGUUCCAGCCGCCUAUGGGAUACAAUGAUCAAAAUCCUGAAAAUAACAUCCUACUCUUGAAAGAUUGGUUAAGAUACUGCCAACGGAAUCAUACGCAAUGCCGCGAGAUCAGGAAGACCUCAAUGGAUACCGACACCGAUUUCUUGCCAACUAGACUGCUCGAUGUUCAAGCAUUCGGAACGGGUAAUGGACCACCAUCCCAUCUUGGGAACGACGUCAAGCUCGUCUGCUUGAGUCUAGCGAUGGGCCCAGGGUCAGAUACGAACGAGUUCCCGCCGCCCUACCUCACACUAAGUCACUGCUGGGGACCGCCGGAAAAGCGUCCAGCGACAACAACCAAAGCCAAUUUAACCCAGCGAAUGGAGAGGAUUCCAUUCAUUGAGCUACCCAGGACCUUUCGAGACGCAAUCGAAAUCACCCGCAAACUCGGCCACCGAUAUCUCUGGAUUGACUCGCUUUGCAUCAUCCAAGAUGACGAGCAAGACUGGGCGUACGAAGCCGCUUUGAUGGCCAAGAUAUACUCCCACGCGUUCUGCAUGCUCUCCGCGCUGAGCUCUAAUGACAGCAGCGAGGGUUUGCGUCUGGAACCACUUGAUGAGGACAGUUCCUAUAUGGAUCUCAUGACCACCUCACAUGCAUCUCCCGCUGGUGGCAGUGGUAUUAUAAAAAGCGACAUGGACGAAUCUUUCAUCUGGUUUCGAAUAUCCAUCCACCUAGAGGCCUGGGGCAUAAUCUAUGGCGGCACAUCCUACCACGACACAAUCUCGCCCCUCUGCACGCGCGCCUGGACGCUCCAGGAGAGCAGGCUCUCGCGGCGGGUUAUCUAUUUCGCUAAGCAUCAGGUACUGUGGAUGUGCGAAGAGCUGGAAGGGACUGCUCAGAGGCCGUGGAAUUGCCCUAUCUAUUCUGAGUGGGGCCCGGAGCUGCUAUUCAAGGAGUGGCCAGGGCUUAAGGAACGUCUUGAAAGUCUAACCCUUGUUCAAGACCGUGACGGUAAUCCGGUCCCCUCUGCCGUUACCGUUACUUCUCUGCUCUUGGCUUACCGAGGUGAGUGGAGCUGGUGGGAAAUGGUACGCGAUUACAGCAGCCGGUUGAUAACCAAGGUCACGGACAGACUACCUGCCUUGUCCGGGUUGGCGAAGUUUCAUCAGCGGAAUUACUUUUCUGGUCAGCGAUAUGUGGCUGGGCUGUGGAGCGCCCGGCUGGAGAAGGAGUUACUCUGGGACGUUCGAUCUAACUUGUCGACGCAAAGACCAGCAGAGUUUAUCGCGCCCAGCUGGUCGUGGGCGUCUAUCGAUGGGGCUGUAUAUCUCACUCAGUGGGAUCCUGACUUGAGGUUUAAGUUGAAAGAGAAGAAGCUAUCAGUCGCAGGUGAGGGAGAUCCGGCCGAUGCCAAAGACAAAGACAGGGACAGGGAGGAAGAAGUAGGAAGAGCGAUAUGCGAGGAAUGGGAAGUGGAAGAGAUCAACUUAGUCCCCAAGUACGAUGACCCGUAUGGCGCGCUGAAAGGCGGGAGUUUGAUCAUAGGCGGUGCCCGUCUCGUCGAGGUGGAGUUUUCUACCGAUUUCAUGGAAGUGCCAGACCCUAACUCGUCUUUGGGGUAUGCGCCUCAUUUCGGCGGCUUGAAAAUAGGUGAUCGCUGGGUAGCUGAUCAUGUUCUCGAUAUUAAAGGUGAAGUAGAAGGCGGUUGUAUACUGUGGUGCUUGGCCAUGGAGGAGUAUACCCACUACCGUAGGAUGACAGUGAUACAGGGCCUUAUUCUCAGGGAGGAAAGGCUUAGUGACGAUGAGGAUAUUUGUGUUUACAGCCGGGUCGGAAAGUUUCGCGAUAUGGCAGUGGCAUUAUUCGCUCAUGUUGAACCACGACGAAUCAAGCUAAUAUGAACGAGAGGAGAGAUAUUGCUGGGUGCUUAACUUCUAUUGAGUCCCCCUCACCAGCACCUACCUAGAUAAUGAUUAAGACAUCCCAUCCAACCAAAAAC